GGUGAGGAUGGCCCCCUCUUCCCUGUCGACAUCUUCCCCAUCAUCAGCUCGGUGUUGGUGGAAGGAACAGAGGGAGAAGUAAGUAUAACUAAGCUUGUGCUUCCCAUCCUUCUGCAGCCAUUUGUUCCAUCCCACCCAUCAGUUGUUGUAUUCACUUCCAGAAAAAAAAAUCGUCCCGAAACUCCCAAAUAUAUAACCCCAUCCGUGGCAUACGAAUUUGCCCAUUGUGAUCUCUCCAGGAGCAUCAUCAUAUCCUCAUCCUUCAUCAGUCAAAUACUCCACUCCCUCGAAUAUUCCAAUCAUAUAUCCUCCCUCCAUCACUUGAAACCGUCCAUCAAUAUUUGUAUCCCUCCCAGAAAAAGAAUGGCCCUCACCACCGCUCUCGCCUUGUUGGCAUCCGCUCAGGUCGCCACCGCCCACUUCGGCAUCGAGUACCCUACUUGGAGAGACAACACCCUAGGCAGCGCCUCCACAAGCAACUACUCCCAGUGGGAAUAUCCAUGCGCCGGUGUCCCUGGUGACCUCGGCAACGUGACCGACUGGCCCCUUGACGGCGGCUCCCUAGUUCUCGAUCUGCACCACGAGUGGACAUACAUCUUUGUCAAUCUCGGCCUCGGUGAGAACGUGGCCAACUUCAACUACAGUCUGACCGACCCGUUCCUCAACUCGACAGGCAAUGGCACUUUGUGCAUCCCCAAGGUGACUCUCCCGGCCAACUUGCCAAUUCAGGAUGGGUCGCUCGCAAGCAUUCAGGUUGUGACGCUGGGCGAAAAGGGCCAGUCAUUGUACAACUGUGCCGAUAUCCGGUUCAGGCAAAACGCGACAGUGUUGAGUGGUGAUGCUUGCAAGACUUCAGAAGGAGUGUCGGCGGCAGCUAUUGAAAUAGGGGGCACAAAGACUGCUGGGUCGACCGUUGUUGGUGUCAAUGUUGGCGUAUUGGCCUCUGUGGCCGCGCUGACUGGUCUAUUUGUAUUCGGUUUGAGCGUAUAAUAGUGGACGCAGUGAGCGUGGCGUGAUAGAUAUCGCUAUGGGUAGUGUGGAUGGUAACCUAGAUUGCUGCGUCAUGCGUUAGUAAAACAUGUCAUAAUUGAAGAAAGCAGGAGUCAAAAGAUAGUUAAUGGUCCUUAAAAAAUGGUCAAUAUGCCUCAAAAGAUGACUAUCUUUCGACGCCCACUGACCAUGUUUCGAGGCACACUGGCUAUCCGCUGAGGUAUGCUUCAUGAUUUUUACUUACUUCGCAGUGCUUGUCUGCUUCACGUGGACGCCCAAACUGCGUGUAACAGCGAAACAUGAAAUUGGUGCUGUGGCAUGGUUGUAAACAGGAC
Podospora pseudocomata is the source of this 1325-nucleotide messenger RNA. RefSeq lists its product as uncharacterized. The coding region runs from base 364 to 990 and encodes 208 amino acids. Lineage: Eukaryota; Fungi; Ascomycota; Sordariomycetes; Sordariales; Podosporaceae. The transcript has 2 exons. The record is from RefSeq and is a predicted model, not a curated record.